Molecule: messenger RNA, 1278 nt
Organism: Vanessa tameamea
Lineage: Eukaryota; Metazoa; Arthropoda; Insecta; Lepidoptera; Nymphalidae
Product: lipase 3-like
Exons: 5
Coding region: 38-1234 (398 amino acids)
Biological process (GO): lipid metabolic process
Molecular function (GO): hydrolase activity, acting on ester bonds
Source: RefSeq, a predicted model, not a curated record
GAACGAAGGUGGGUACUUCGUCAUUAGCCAAAUAGCUAUGUUGGGUAUAUUACCGUUAGUGACUAUACUGGUUUGUGGUGCCCAGGCGUUGCCGGGAAAUGUGGAGAAUGCUUUGGCAUAUGGACAAGUUGCUGACCGUCAUUUCAAUGUAGAAGAAAGAUUGUUAAGAGAUGGCUACUAUUCUGAAUCGCACACCGUAACAACAAGUGAUGGAUAUAUGCUGGAAAUAAAUAGGAUUCCAUUCCGCCGUCAUGAAACUGUAGAUAAUGCCACGAAGACUUCCAAGCCCGUUGUGUUUAUGUUGCAUGGACUUCAAGGCUCCUCGAUUUCCUACGUUACUUUAGGACCAGGCCGCGCUUUAGCUUACAUUCUGGCGGAUGAAGGCUACGAUGUUUGGAUGGGCAACGCAAGAGGCGUCCUCAACUCGCGUAGACACGUUACUUUGGACCCCAAUGUGGACGUAGAAGAAUUCUUCGAUAUCACCUUUGAAGAUAUCGGUAUGAAGGACCUGCCUGCAAUAAUCGAUUACAUUUUGGAAUUAACUGGAAAAUCAAAGCUUCAUUACAUUGGACACUCACAAGGAGGCACUGCUUUCCUCGUGCUCAACUCGAUGCUCCCCGAAUACAACCAAAAGAUUGCAUCAGCCAAUUUGCUAGCUGGUGUCGGUUAUCAAGAAAACUUCCCCAACAGAGUAUUAAGCUUGCUCGCCAUUAGCACCAAUCCUAUUUACACUUAUGCCUUAAGACAAGGUAUCAUAGAAAUAUUGGGACCUGACUGGAACAGCUUUCUUAAUGACGCGGAAUGUAAUGACGAUAAUUUUGAAACUUGCAGUCUUUUAAUAAUAAAGGAAAUUAUGGGUGAUUUGUUCAAUACAUUGGAAACAUUAGCUGGUGCCUCAAUCAAACAAUACGCUCACUAUGGACAGAAUAUUCGUUCAAAAUCGUUCAGAAGAUGGUAUUACAGUCCUAUUACAAACCUGAUCAAAUAUGGAUCUCUCAAUCCUCCUGAAUAUCAAAUAAGUGCGAUCACAGUCGAUGUAACCAUGCACUACACAGUUAAUGACUCAUUGUUAGAUGAACAAGAUGUUAUUGAUAUGGCUAAAGUUAUGCCAAACACACGCACUCGUAAAGUAGCGCGUGAAACUUACUCCCAUACUGAUUUCGUCGUUGCACCUGAUUCCAAGGAGUUAGUGUACGAUUACAUUGUUGAAUCUUUAAAUAAAUAUGAACUUUAAGUCAAAUUUAAAACAAAAAAAUACUGUUGAUAACAAUUUUUGUG